AUGACCGCGGCUGCAGCUCACCAUUCCUACCGCCGCCCCACUGCCGCAACACCGUCGACGACAUGCGCCGCACCCUCCGCUUCCGCACUCCUGCACCAGCAGACCCGCUCCCUCUUUGGUCUCUCGCUCUUUGGCGCCAAGAAGCCAAAGGACGACGCAGCGGACCCCUUUGCCGCCGGCAGGCGCAAGCAACCCAUCCUCUCCCAGGACAACCUCUUCCACCCCUUUUCCCAAUCCCCAAUCCCCGCCAUCCGCGCACGCGGCGAGCGCAUCCGCUCCCUCGCACCCUGCCCCGUCAGCAUGGCAAAGUACAAGCAGCGCAGGCUCGUCAACUUCGAGUGCCCCGACUGCGGUUGGCCCACCCACUUUAGCGAAAAAGAGUGGCAGGAGGACACCGAACACCCAAAGUACGUCGCACGCCUCCGCGAGGCAAACGAGGACGAGCACGACCUCCGCAGCGGCCGCGACAUGAACGAGUUCAAGCUGCCCGGCCCCCAGGGCUUUGAAGAGACCAUCAACAUGUCGAGCUGGGACGUGUUUUUCUACACGCGCAACUUUAACUCGAUCGAGUCGGACCGCAGCCGCAGGCACGUCAGCAAGCUCCUCACCUUCCCCACCACCGUCGGCGCCGUCAUCCACGAAAACAGCCCCUACACCAAGCGCAGCCGCAGGCUCACCCACGAGGGCCUCCGCAGCAUGAUUGCCCUCCGCCAGACGCUCCACCCAAAGGCCGGCGACAAGCCCUCGCUCGACGUCAUGCGCAUCUUUGUCGUCGGCGCGCGCGCAGAGGCAUCCCUCCCGCCCGCCGUCUGGGACCAGCUGACCUACAUGUUCCCCAACGUGCCCUUCCACGUCUACCUCAUCGGGCCCGAGGCGCCCCUGCCCGGCGAUGGCGCUAGCAGCAACAAGGCGGCCCCAACGACGACGCAGCAGCAGGAUGCGCAGGCGAACGGCGGCAGCAGCGACAACAACAGCAACAACAACGGCGGCGGCUCCGGCAGCAUCUCGAUGCACAAGGGGCGCACGCGCAAGAGCAACUUUGGCGUGCCCUCGAGGACCGUCGUCGUGUCCGAGGGCCUCACCAUCACCACGAUCCAGUCCAAGUACGAGGAGGUGCACGCCCAGUUUGAGCCCUUUGACCCGUACACCGACGUCUUUUUCGCCUUUAGCCCGGGCUUUGGCUUCCCGAGCCAGGUGGCCGUCGAGGAGGCGGACCGCGCGCGCCAAGAGGGGCGCGACGACCCGGCGGGCGGCGACGUGCCGGCGCAGGAGCCGGCGCCCAUCUUUUCCUCGCCGCGGGGCGACUCGUUUACGGCGCUGACGGCGGCACCGGUGGUGCAGGCGCAGCGCGAGUGGGCCAAGGCGCUGGGCCAGAUUCUGUCUACGCGGUGCGCGCUGGUGGCGACGGGCUUUUCGCCGGCCGACGUGGAGCGCGACGUGCUGGCGUUUGAGAGCGUCGAGGGGGUGCGGGGCGAGUUUGACUGGCUUAUUACGCCCGGCGAGAAUGUGUUUGCCAGCCAGCAGUGGGCCGUCGCCGAUUUCGACCCGCGCGUGGCGGUCAAGGCCAACUGGGGCCUGUGGGCGGUGAGGGGCAAGCGGUACGACAUCCAGGGCCCGACGGGGCAGUAG
Messenger RNA from Pseudozyma flocculosa PF-1, 1629 nucleotides. RefSeq lists its product as uncharacterized. Gene Ontology annotation, cellular component: extrinsic component of mitochondrial inner membrane. NCBI's taxonomy places the organism in Eukaryota, Fungi, Basidiomycota, Ustilaginomycetes, Ustilaginales, Ustilaginaceae. The record is from RefSeq and is a predicted model, not a curated record. The transcript has 3 exons. The coding region runs from base 1 to 1629 and encodes 542 amino acids.